Hemiscyllium ocellatum (epaulette shark) is the source of this 3969-nucleotide messenger RNA. It is a transcript of the gene nr1d2b, whose product is annotated as nuclear receptor subfamily 1, group D, member 2b. NCBI's taxonomy places the organism in Eukaryota, Metazoa, Chordata, Chondrichthyes, Orectolobiformes, Hemiscylliidae. Bases 253 to 1935 code for a protein of 560 amino acids. The transcript has 8 exons. The record is from RefSeq and is a predicted model, not a curated record. Gene Ontology annotation, biological process: negative regulation of transcription by RNA polymerase II; hormone-mediated signaling pathway; cell differentiation. Gene Ontology annotation, molecular function: nuclear receptor activity; zinc ion binding; RNA polymerase II cis-regulatory region sequence-specific DNA binding.
UGCAAGGAGCUGACACACUGAGUCAUUGCUGUGGAGUCCAGCUGUAGGUACAUGGAUUGAAGUACAGCACUGACGAGCGCGUUGCACUUUGCUGAGAAUAGGAGGAAAGAUCGCGAACUCAUCAACGGAGAUACAUAGGGAUUAAGAGAACUGGAGAAAUCAAGCUCCGAAACGAGUCUUUUGUCUUGAAAAGGAAUGUAUUCCUAAGAUUGCUUGCGUAAAUCGGAGGUUUCCUACAUUUUUUUUACUGCAAUGGAUGGCAACGGUGCAGGUGGUGUCAUUGCAUAUAUAAGUUCAUCAAGUUCCAGUUGUAGUCCUGUCUCUUACCACAGUGACAGUUCGGAGAACAGCUUCCAGUCAGUCUCGUCUUCUGUUCCAUCGUCACCUAACAGUUUUGUAUCUGAUAACCACGUUAACUCCAAUGACAUGCUUGCUGAUAACUGUACAUUGAAACUAGGAAGUUCCAGUAAUAUUCAGCUUGCAUGUUCAACUAAAGGGGAUGGGUCAAACACAAACCCUUUGAGCAAAUGUACCAGCGGCAUUACUAAAAUUAAUGGGAUGAUCCUUCUGUGUAAAGUCUGUGGAGAUGUGGCAUCUGGAUUCCAUUAUGGUGUGCAUGCAUGUGAAGGUUGCAAGGGAUUUUUCCGAAGGAGCAUUCAGCAGAAUAUCCAAUACAAGAAAUGCCUGAAAAAUGAAAACUGUUCCAUAAUGAGGAUGAAUAGGAACCGGUGUCAGCAGUGUCGUUUUAAGAAGUGUUUAGCUGUAGGCAUGUCCCGAGAUGCUGUUCGAUUUGGACGCAUUCCUAAACGUGAGAAGCAGAGAAUGUUGAUUGAAAUGCAAAGUGCAAUGAAGAAGAUGAUGAAUAAUCAGCUGAACGGCUAUGCACAGACUGAAGGAUCACAAGAUGAGAUUGCUUCUUCACAAUUACAACAUAAACAACUUCAAAACAUUGAAGAUGAUGUAAUUGGUACAGUGGCCAAAGCCCAUAAGGAAACAUUCUACUGUACUCAAGAAAAAAUGGGCAAAAUGCUGGAAGCUGAGAAGCUCCAGAACAGAAAGAGUACUCAGAAGAAUAGUGAUGAUAAUUGGAUAAUUGAUCAGUCUACAAAUAACCUCAAUGGAAGCCACUGUUUUCACAAUGCAAACCAGCACAAAAUCUCUAACACAAAUAAGAUUAAUAACCAUGUAUUUUGCCCAAAUGGUGUGUCCGAUAGAUUCAUAAGUAAGCAUUAUCAUACUGUUUUGAAUGAAUAUACUCAAAAUGCAAUUGCAGAAGAUGAAUUUUCUCAGAACAACGCUAUGUUUGACCAUUCUUGUACCACGGAAAGGAGAAUGCAUCUGGUGUGCCCGAUGAGUAUGUCGCCUUAUGUAAAUCCCAAUAAAUCAGAACAGGAAAUCUGGGAAGAAUUCUCCAUGAGCUUUACACCUGCAGUUAGAGAAGUGGUAGAAUUUGCAAAACGUAUUCCAGGAUUCAAAGAUCUAUCCCAACAUGACCAAGUUAGCUUGCUUAAAGCUGGAACAUUUGAGGUAUUAAUGGUACGCUUUGCUGCUUUAUUUGAUGUACAUGAGCGCACGGUCACGUUUCUCAGUGGAAAAAGUUAUGGCAUGGAAGAGUUGCAGUUACUGGGAGCAGGUGAUUUGUUGAUGUCCAUGUUUGAGUUUAGUGAGAAGCUUGGUGCCCUGCAGCUGAGUGAAGAGGAAAUGAGCCUGUUUACAGCUGUUGUCCUGGUUUCUGCUGAUCGUUCAGGAAUUGAAAACGUUAACUCAGUCGAGCAAUUGCAAGAAACUCUAAUUCGAGCACUCAGAACCUUAAUUAUGAAAAAUCAUCCAAAUGAAUCCUCCAUCUUUACAAAACUCCUAUUGAAAUUACCUGACCUGCGUUCUCUUAACAAUAUGCAUUCAGAAGAAUUGUUGGCCUUCAAAAUAUAUCCUUAAAUUUAUGAAUUAGUUCUCCACCCUUUGUUUCUAUUCUGUAUAUUUUGUGAAUGAGUAUGCAUAUUUAUAUAUAUAUAGUGCAUUUUUCUCCAGCAUUAUUUUUGAGCUACAAAGGGAGUAAUUAAUCAAAUAUUGAAAAUUAGAAGUAUAUUAAUUAAAAUAUAUUUUGAGAUUUUAACUUGUAUGUAACUUCAGACUAUCAAAUAUGUAUAGAUAUGACUCACUGUUUACAUUUCACCCUUAAAGAUGACUUGGAUAAUGAUGGCUUCACUUUAAAAUUAAAAUCUUAAGAGAUUUUAAAAAAAUUGGUGCUUUAAUGUUGCAAGUCUCCAUUCAACAUUGCUGUCAAUGUGGGAUUGACAAUAGAGCAUAGCGUAAUGAAGCUGAAGUCCAUAAUUAACACUUUCCUGGUUAAGAAAAAGUUUCGAAACAGCCUGACAGUAACUUGUGGAGUCUGUGAUUAUUGUCCAGUUGUCUUCCUGAUCCUUUUUUCUUCAAACCACCAAAUUGAAGCAGUUGAAUAACAUAUUGCAACCAGCAUGUCUAUAUGUCUUGUCUUUAUUAGCUGUGUUUGCAGCAUCCACUGAUUGUUAAUCUACAUAUAAUGAAAUCGUUAUUAUACUCGAGUAACAUUUUAAAGUUUGGUAUUGUCCUCCUGGAUUGACUACUGUAAAAUGUGCUUUAUAAUUUGUAUUAUUUUUGGAUGUGGAUCAAUGCAGUAAAGUAAUGAUUUCCAAUGCAAUGCACUUUCCUUUCUUGUCUGUGUAAUCGAUAAUCCGUUUUUUUUAUAAAACAUUGAUCAGGCCACAGGUGAAAUACUGUGUACAGCUUUGGUUGCCACACUAUUGGAAGGAUGUGAUUGCACUGGAGAGGGUACAGAGGAGAUUCAGUAGGAUGUUGCCUGAGAUAAAACUUCUCCGUUAUGAGGAGAGGUGGGGUUUGCCUGAGAGCUGACCUGAUAAGCGCAAGUAUAAAAACCUUGAUAAAAGGUAUCUUGUCUAGCAAAUACACAUUAGAAAUUAUUACUAAAAAUGCCUAGUUGGCUGACAGUCAACUGGUUAAUAAGUUUUUGAUUUUGCAUUUUUAAAUGACAUUAAUAAGGUAGUGUGUUGGUAAACCAGUGGAUGAACUGUGGAGGCAGCCAUUGUAAAAGUUUCUAAUCUCCAACCACAUUUUGUAGCUUUAAAAGCAGAUACACUAGGAGAUGGGAAAAUGCAGAUCAGGAAUGAGUAGGCAAAUGGAAACAUAAAAGAUGACAGGUAGAAAACAGGAGGCAUACCUGAGAGCAGGGAAAUUGGUUAUCCAAUGCCUUUCACGUAAGUGUGCAUCUAAUUUUGGAAUUAUAUCAGGCAAUUGUUGGUAGAUGGUGUGCCAAAUGCACUCCUACUUUUGUACAUUUUUAGCAUCUUGUUCUAGAAUGAAACUGCAGACACAACUGAACGACUUACCUACCUGUCAGUCUGCCUGGCAAGACUAUGAUCAGAAACUGGUGAGCAGUGCACUCAGAUCUCAAAACGUGUACUGCUAUUGGAUAAGGUUCUUUAUCGGGAGUACAGGAGUGGGGAGAAAAAACAAUCUUUGCUUCAAUUUCUAGAGGGAAAAAGGCACCAAAACCAACAAUUUAUUAUAACAGUACAAGCAUUUCAUCUGAUGACAAGUACCAUUUCAAAUUGGAAAAGAAAUAGGCAAAUGCUGUUUCUCUAGGUCUCUCAACCGCUAAAAGAUGAACUAUCAGGCAGUCAGGAUGAUUCUGUUAUAGAGAAGAUCUAUCCUUUUCUUGGCCGUUUCCUUUGAUUAUGGCCACCAUUGUGGCUGUGUUGAAAUUAAUUAGGGCUGAGUACAUGACAUGCCAACACCAUCAAAAAAAAUUGGUAAAUUUUAACUAGUGCUGAACAACUGAAUAUCGCACUUAAGGCUUGUUCUGCCAUUCGAUUAGAUGAUGGUUUAUAGCUACCUAACUACUUUCUCUCAUCUUUGCUCCAUAUUUCCUGGUAUCCUUAAUCAACAAAAAAUCCAUCUCUCCUAGAAGCACUC